UAAAAUUUGAUUUUACUACUUUUAUUCACUAGAUUUGCAGUAUAUAUUUAUAGUAGAAAGUUAAAAAAAAUAUUUAAAAUCAAAAGGAAGAAAUAAUAUGAGGACCUAUACCAUUCCUUGAUAACCAAGGUCGAUCGACAUUUAGUCUCUACACAGUUCUAAUCUUUUUAUCUUAAACAUGUGCAAAAAAGAAAAUCAAAUCUGUAUUAUACAGAUAAAGAUGUGCAACUCUUUUUCAAUUCGAGGUUUUGUUUGUUUGCUUUUCUGCUGCCUCUUGGUGCCUCGGAGUGCUUCUGGAAUUCAUAUGAUUCUCGUGAGCCUCCCACAAGUGGAGGCACCGACCUCCACCUCAGCACUUUCUAUAGGCAAACAUUGCAAAAUGCUGGGUACGUCAUGUAUUUCUAGAGAGCUGCAUAGGGUGAGAAGCGCGCCCUUUGUCUCCAAGGUCAUAAUGGCUCUGCUGACUUCAAUUCCUUUCACUGGAGUUAGUGAGGACAACUCGAAAAUGCCAGAGAGAAUGAGAGCCCCCUACCCCAUGAUCCCCAAUGAAAAAGCGAGAGAACACAGAAAUCCCCUUACGCAAUUCCCCCCAGGUCCCUUUUGUGUGGUUCCUGCCAGCACAGCAGCCAUCCUGCUAUAUAUACCAGCUGCCACCCCUGUCCCCAUCACACUCAACACUGAUCACUUGCUGUCAACAACAAUGGGAAAGAUCACCUUCUACGAGGACCGCGGCUUCCAGGGCCGCCACUAUGAAUGCAGCAGCGACUGUCCCAACCUGCAGCCCUACUUCAGCCGCUGCAACUCUGUGCGCGUGGACAGUGGCUGCUGGAUGCUCUAUGAGCGCCCCAACUACCAGGGCCACCAGUACUUCCUGCGGCGGGGGGACUACCCUGACUACCAGCAGUGGAUGGGAUUCAGUGACUCCAUCCGCUCCUGCCGCUCCAUCCCUUACACCAGCUCUCACAGGAUAAGGCUGUAUGAGAGAGAUGACUACCGGGGCCUUGUGUCUGAGCUCACAGAAGACUGCUCCUGCAUCCACGAUCGCUUCCGCCUCAAUGAGAUCUACUCUAUGCACGUGCUGGAGGGCUGCUGGGUCCUCUAUGAGAUGCCCAACUACCGAGGCCGGCAGUACCUGCUCAGACCUGGAGACUACAGGCGCUACCAUGACUGGGGUGCCAUGGAUGCCAAAGUCGGCUCCCUGAGACGGGUCAUGGAUUUGUACUAAGCCUCAUUUUGCUUGUUACACUCCACACACAUGCAAUAAAUAUACAAUUUGUGUUCCUGGCACUAA
Messenger RNA from Onychomys torridus (southern grasshopper mouse), 1291 nucleotides. RefSeq names its product gamma-crystallin A. Gene Ontology annotation, molecular function: structural constituent of eye lens. The transcript has 3 exons. Lineage: Eukaryota; Metazoa; Chordata; Mammalia; Rodentia; Cricetidae. Bases 179 to 1225 code for a protein of 348 amino acids. Gene Ontology annotation, biological process: visual perception; lens development in camera-type eye. The record is from RefSeq and is a predicted model, not a curated record.